AUGUCCGACAGCCAACCAAGCAUCCUCAUUGCAGGCGGCGGCAUCGCCGGCCCCGCCCUCGCCUUCUGGCUGCGCCGCGGCGGCCACGCGCGCUGCACCAUCGUCGAGCGGUCGCCGGUGCCGCGCACGACGGGGCAGCAGAUCGACAUCCGCGGAGAAGCCCUGGAGAUCGUGCGGCGGAUGGGGCUGGAAGACGCGGUGCGCUGCGCGACGGUGCAGGAGCGCGGCAUGGCAUUUGUCGACUCCGCGGGCAAGCAUAUCGCCGAGUUUCCCGCUAACGAGGAGGGCGCAAGUGGUGGUAAGGGCUUCACGGCUGAUAUCGAGAUUUUGCGCGGCGAGCUGGCGCGCGUCUUCUUCGAGGCCACGAAAGACGAUGACGGCAUCGAGUACAUCUUGGGCAACUCGAUCGCCGGCAUCACACAGGUGGAGGGCAGCGGGGUGGCGGUGAGGUUUGCGAAAGAGCUGGAGCCCGGGGUGGAAGAGCGCAGGUUCGAUCUCGUGGUCGCGGCGGAUGGGAUGAAUUCGAAGACGCGGGGGCUCGUGUUCGACGAUGCGGACGCGUUGAAGGACCUCGGACAGCACAUGGCCUACUUCACCAUCCCGCCCGCGGAUACCGAUGCUCAGUGGGCGACGUGGUACAAUGCGCCAGGGGGGCGACUAAUCCUCCUCCGACCGGACCUGGAGCGCAAGCGGACGGGCGCAUACCUAGCUAUCUGCAACAGCGACGUUCCAAAGAACUACCUCCAGCUCAGCGUCCUGGAGCAGAUGAAGAUGUGGGAUGGACUCUUUAAAGACGCCGGCGGCGAUGCAGAGCGUGUUAUCAGUGGCAUGUACGGCUCUGACGACUUCUACAUGCAGCAGAUCGCCCAAGUCAAGCUGCCGUCAUGGACGAAAGGCCGCGUUGUGCUGCUAGGCGACUCCGCCUUCUGCCCCUCGCCCAUCUCCGGCAAGGGGUCUUCUUGUGCCAUAAUCGGUGCCUACGUGCUUGCGGGCGAGCUGAAGAAGCACGGCACUGAUCACGAGGCUGCUUUGGCUGGCUACGAAGAGAUAAUGCAGCCGGUCAUGCAGAAGGCGCAAAAGCUUCUCCCUGGUGCGCCCGCUAUGGCUAACCCGCAGACACCCUGGGGUAUUGCUAUUCUCAACGGCUUCCUGGGUGUCAUUUCCUGGUCAGGUCUCGCAAACUGGUUUCAAGGAUCUCUUUUUACUGACAAGAUCAUUGAUCUACCCCAGUACGACAUGUGA
Molecule: messenger RNA, 1242 nt
Organism: Lasiodiplodia theobromae
Lineage: Eukaryota; Fungi; Ascomycota; Dothideomycetes; Botryosphaeriales; Botryosphaeriaceae
Product: Monooxygenase FAD-binding protein
Exons: 1
Coding region: 1-1242 (413 amino acids)
Molecular function (GO): FAD binding
Source: RefSeq, a predicted model, not a curated record